CCCCUUGGCCCUGUUCUCUGAAGGCCCCUCAUCUCACUCUUGGGCUCCCCAACCAUCACAACUGGACGUUCAGGAGUGAACACCAAACUCCAUUCCUCAGGGCCCACCCUCCUCUUAGGCCAGCUCCAUCUCUGGGCUGCAGUGUGGGUUUUCUAGCUGAGUGGGUACCCGGUCUGCCAGAGGCUUCCUAGUGGCUCCUAGGGAUCAGGAGCACUGUGAAAGCAUCGCACGGAAUGCUCUGGCCCUGCAAGUAUGCUGUUAGAAUAUGAUCCUCUGCCCUGUCGAAGCCCCACCCCCAAGGAAGAGACUGCAGAUCAUUCCUGGUGGAAGGCCCCCCACUGCCUCAUGACCAGGCUGACAAGUUCGACCUUAGUUGGGACCAGCAACUGAACCUUGCAUACAUAGGUGCCAUCCCACACGGUGGCAUCGAGCAGGUCCGAGUACACUGGCUGUUGAACCUCGUCACUGCCAGCAGGGGCCUGUCUGGGCAGGGCCUGACUUACAACUUCACUCACCUGGAUGCAUUUCUGGACCUUCUCAUGGAGAACCAGCUUCUUCCGGGAUUUGAGCUGAUGGGCAGCCCCUCAGGGCACUUCACGGACUUUGAGGACAAGCAGCAGGUGUUUGAGUGGAAGGACCUGGUCUCUCUCCUAGCCAGGAGAUACAUUGGUAGGUAUGGGCUGACAGAUGUUUCCAAAUGGAACUUCGAGACAUGGAACGAACCAGACCACCAUGACUUUGACAAUGUGUCCAUGACCAGCCAAGGCUUUCUGAACUACUAUGAUGCAUGCUCUGAGGGGCUGCGCACUGCCAGCCCCACCUUGCAGCUGGGUGGCCCUGGGGACUCCUUCCACCCCCUGCCAAAGUCACCGCUGUGCUGGAGCCUUCUGCAUCACUGUGCCAAUGGAACCAACUUCUUCACGGGUGAGGUGGGCAUGCGACUGGACUACAUCUCUCUGCACAAGAAGGGUGGGGGCAGCUCCAUCUCCAUCCUGGAGCAGGAGGUGGCAGUCAUGGAACAGAUCCAGCAGCUCUUCCCUAAGUUCAAAGACACCCCUAUUUACAAUGAUGAAGCAGAUCCUCUGGUGGGCUGGUCACUGCCACAGCGUUGGAGAGCAGAUGUGACUUAUGCAGCCAUGGUCGUGAAGGUCAUCGCACAACACCAGAACCUGCUGGUUGGUAACACCGGUUCUUCGGUGCAUUAUGCACUCCUAAGCAACGACAAUGCCUUCUUGAGCUACCACCCACACCCUUUCUCACAGCGCACGCUGACUGCCCGCUUCCAGGUCAACAACACCCAGCCACCCCAUGUGCAGCUAUUGAGAAAACCCGUUCUCACUGCCAUGGGGCUGCUGGCCCUGCUGGAUGGAGAGCAACUCUGGGCAGAGGUGUCACAGGCUAGGGCUGUAUUGGACAGCAACCAUACAGUGGGUGUUCUGGCCAGCACCCAUCACCCUGAAAGCUCCUCUGAGGCCUGGCGUACCACAGUGCUGGUCUACGCCAGUGAUGACACCCAUGCGCACCCCAACCACAGUAUCCCUCUGAUUCUACACCUGCAUGGAGUGUCCCCCGGUCUUGGGCUCGUCUAUGUGGUAUACUACCUAGACAACCAACUCUGCAGCCCCCAUAGUGAGUGGCAGCUCAUGGGUCAGCCUGUCUUCCCCUCUGCAGAGCAGUUCCGACAUAUGCGAAUGGUGGAGGACCCAGUGGCUGAAGCACCGCGCCCUUUCCCCGACGGGGGCCGGCUGAUGCUGCACCGGAAGCUUCCGCUUCCCUCACUCCUGCUGGUGCACGUGUGCGCACGCCCCUUGAAGCCACCAGGCCAGGUCACCCGGCUCCGUGCACUGCCCCUGACACGAGGGCAGCUGGUUCUGGUCUGGUCAGAUGAGCACGUGGGCUCAAAGUGCCUGUGGACUUACGAAAUCCAGUUCUCCCCAAAGGAUGAGGCGUAUGCUCCAAUCAGCAGGAGGCCAUCCACCUUUAACCUCUUUGUGUUCAGCCCAGAUUCGGCUGUGGUCUCUGGCUCCUACCGGGUGCGAGCAUUGGACUACUGGGCCCGUCCGGGCCCCUUCUCAGACCCUGUGACUUACCUGGAGGUCCCUACCUUGUGAAGGUCACUGGCUCCUGAUGACUGGAGAACCUGUAGUGACUGGUGAAUGGGGACAGCCCAGGGUAGACUGGACGACCACUGGCUGGUCAGUUGGCCAUCAGCUCCUUUUGUUGUCCCCAUUCCCUUUUAAAGUACCUUUCUCUACCUCA
This is a messenger RNA of Nannospalax galili (Upper Galilee mountains blind mole rat), 2259 nucleotides long. It is a transcript of the gene Idua, whose product is annotated as iduronidase alpha-L-. Gene Ontology annotation, biological process: carbohydrate metabolic process. Gene Ontology annotation, molecular function: L-iduronidase activity. The transcript has 15 exons. The record is from RefSeq and is a predicted model, not a curated record. Lineage: Eukaryota; Metazoa; Chordata; Mammalia; Rodentia; Spalacidae. The coding region runs from base 540 to 2111 and encodes 523 amino acids.